This is a messenger RNA of Paramecium tetraurelia, 771 nucleotides long. RefSeq lists its product as uncharacterized. The record is from RefSeq and is a predicted model, not a curated record. The transcript is spliced from 3 exons. Lineage: Eukaryota; Ciliophora; Oligohymenophorea; Peniculida; Parameciidae. Gene Ontology annotation, molecular function: glutaminyl-peptide cyclotransferase activity.
AUGAUUACAUCAGCUAACUCGCAAUUGGGAAUUGAAGGAAAAUUUCUUCAAAAUAAGCCAACAGGCAGCUACUAAUACUUAAAACGAAUAUACAGAGAUAAUACAAACAAUCCUUAAUAUACAUAGGGAUUCACAUUUUUGAAUGAAGAUACCAUAUUAGAGUCAGCAGGACUUUACAAAAAGAGUGGAAUACAUUAUUUUAAUCUCAAGAAUGUUAAUAAACUUUAAAAUAGAUAAAAUUUAGACGAUAAGUACUUUGGAGAAGGAUGCGAUAUUAUAAAUAACAAAGUCUAUUAAUUAACUUGGUUGGAGAGAAAAAUAAUGGUAUAUGAAAAGGAAGAUCUAUAAUACAUAGGAUAGAUUGAUUUACAUCCAUCCAUAAAGGAAGGUUGGGGGUUAACUCAUCGAGUUUAGAAUGGAGAAACUUAAAUACUUAUUUCUGAUGGAACAAGCAAAAUACAUAUUCUUAAUGAAGAUUUUGAAUUGUUGAAAUCAAUUUAAAUAUUACAUGUUACAAUUCCUACGGAAUAUCUCAAUGAAUUAGAAUAUGCAAAUGGAAUAUUAUAUGCAAAUUAAUAUGGAAAAACACAUAUCUAUGCUAUAGAUCUUGACAAAGGCAAAGUUUUGGCAAAGUAUAACUUCGCAAAUCUCGUCAACGAAGCAAACAGGCCAGACGGAUGUCUGAAUGGAAUUGCAUUCAAUUAAAAAACACAAACUUUUUGGAUUACUGGGAAAAAUUGGCCAUUCAUCUAAGAAGUCAAACUUAAUUGA